This is a messenger RNA of Nestor notabilis (Kea), 2802 nucleotides long. RefSeq names its product colony stimulating factor 2 receptor, beta, low-affinity (granulocyte-macrophage) (gene CSF2RB). The record is from RefSeq and is a predicted model, not a curated record. The transcript has 13 exons. Gene Ontology annotation, biological process: cytokine-mediated signaling pathway; immunoglobulin mediated immune response. Gene Ontology annotation, molecular function: cytokine receptor activity; protein binding. Gene Ontology annotation, cellular component: external side of plasma membrane. Lineage: Eukaryota; Metazoa; Chordata; Aves; Psittaciformes; Psittacidae. Bases 13 to 2802 code for a protein of 929 amino acids.
ACGAAGGACAGUAUGAACAUGAAAGAGAUUUUCAUCCUUCUCCUUAAUCUGUAUUUGGUCUUCAGUGUCCAAGACACUCGAGAGAGCAUCCCUAUGAAGAGCUUAAGCUGCUACAAUGACUACGACUCACAGGUGACCUGCACAUGGAUGGAGCGUUCAGAGGCUCAUGCCCUUGUUGGUAUGAUUCUUUACCAAAGGGAUAAUAUUUUAAUGGAGAACAACGAGAUGUUUUGCAAACGCCAGAUAGAAAAUGACUUUCAUGAGACUCCAGAUUCCUAUGUGCACUGGGUUUGUCGCAACACUACAAACAAUUUUGGAAUAGGAGUAUAUGAUAUUUACAGCUUCAAACCGAACAAGAUCCUUCAAGCAGAAUUAAAUGUUGAUCUUUUCACGAAUGUUCAGACCCUCCCACCUCAAAACCUCUCGGUCAGCUCAAUGAUAUCAGGAGACUUCUUGCUGGCCUGGAAAGCAGCUGAUGGAAGCCAAGGGCUGGGCAAUGCACUGGAAUAUGAAGUCAAUUACAAGCGGGACUGGGAGUCCUGGGAGAAAGCUGCCUCACUCUUGCUCUCCAACACCACACGUUGCCAUCUCAGCCACAAGGACCUUGUCCCAGGGAGCAGCUAUGUUGCCCGUGUGCGAGCCAGACCAGGGCAAGACAGUGGCUUCUCUGGGCAGUACAGCGAGUGGAGCAUGGAGGUGUCAUGGGAGACCCCUGAAGGUGACCUUCAGCCCAGGAACCUUCGCUGCCUCUUCAAUGGUGCAGAUACUCUGACAUGCAGCUGGGAAGUGAAGAAAGCAAUCACCACUUCUGUCCUCUUUGGCUUGUUCUUCAGAGCUACUCCAACAUCAGUAGAGGAGGAGUGCUCUCCUGUGCAUGAGAAGGUUUUGCCUCAUGUUCCAUAUGUGGUCCAAAACUGUGAGAUCCCUGUUAGCAACGCCAGCAGUCAGAGCCAGUACCAUGUGUCUGUCCAAGUCAAGACAGAGGAGAAAGUGAUUGAAGCCUACAAGAACAUUAAGGUGCUGCCGCCCGCAAAUGUGUCAAUGACAGUGACAGAGAACAAAGAGUAUGAACUGAGGUGGAUAAAACAUACCUUGAGAUAUGACUUCAUAAAACAGAGAUACCAAGUUGAGUACUGGGAAAAUAACCAAUAUGAAAAGACUCUCCAGAAGUUAAAUAUCAACAAUGAUGAACCUCCCUUCAUCUUCACCCUGCAGAUGCUGUCAUCAUCUACAGAAUAUAGGGGGAAAAUGCGUGCAAGGGUGAAUACACCUCUGGAUUAUGAGGGACCUUGGAGUGAAUGGAGUGAGGAUUUCACCUGGAAGACUGAGAAGGUUUUGCCACCAGUGGUUCUCCCAGUGAUGCUCCCAGCUCUCAUCGUCACUUUGCUAAUAGCUGUUUAUUGCAGCUAUAAGUGUUUUCUCAGGAGGAAGAAAAUGUGGGAGGAGAAGAUUCCAAACCCCAGCAAGAGUAUCCUGAUCCAGAGCUACCUGGGGAAAGUGCAUUUUGGAGACAGACCAACAAACAGCCAGCUGGACUUCAACAAAUGCAAUCAUUCAGAGAAGAUGGAACAGGCUAGCUUCCUUCAAGUUGUGGACAGGCAGAUGAAGAUUUUGACAGAGUCCCCUGAAGAGCAGGCUAAAAAGACAGAUAUUUCCCCCAUGGUGCUGGACCUUCAGAACUCAUACCAUGCUUUAAAUGAGCCAGAGCAUGCCCCAAUUGUCUGCUCGAGUCAGGCUGUUCAUCAUUCCUUUCCUGUUUCAAGGAGAAAUAGUGCUGAUGCAGGUACUGCUUCCCAGGCAGCAAUCCGUUGCUUGGCUUUCAAUGGUCCAUACUUGUACGGCCCUGUGAUGUCCUCCCAGCCUGAUAUACAUCAGACCCUGGUAAAGGACCCAGUGGGACUCCGUGAGAAAUCAGUUUCCCUUCAGUAUAUGAUCCUACCAAAGGAAGUCUAUCCCCAGGCUCCACAGAGGCAAAACCAGCCAGGAGCAGGUCCUCCACAGCCCUUCCUGCUCCCAGAUCAGAAGGAAAUGAAGCAGCACCCUGAUGAUGUGGAAGAAGUCUCACCAGCCCCACCAGCCUGUGGGAAAGGCACAAAUAUGAGAAGAGAAGAGCAAAAAUCUCCGAAGGCUCUUGGCUGUAUCAUGUCUCCUCAGCAGUGCCCCUUGGAGUACAUCACCACAGAGAGCCUGUUACUGCCAUCAGCCAGUGGCUCCACUCAUCCACCACUUGUCACCACUGGGGUGCUACUUCGUGACUUACAGGAGCCUCAGCACCCCAGUGACUGCUCUGGCCAUGAAUCUUCUCCUGGGAAAUCUGGCAUCAUGGCCUCAGUUUCAGGUCAAGCACCAACCUCUUCUCCUGAAUUGCACCUGGAUACAUUUGGAGACUAUCUUGCUGUCCCCGUAGAUGUAAAUUUCCAUGGACAUUCAGAACCCAGAAAGAUUUGUUUGCCUGUCUUGCAGAAGGGAAAUGAUCUUCCUAGAAAGCAGCCUUUGUCAGAGAGUAACCUGGUGGUCUUAAACCCUGACAGCACUGAGCCAGUUUUCCUUUGCCAGGUUGGCGAUUAUUGCUUCCACAGCUUAAAACCCAGUGGGAAGAUGGAUGUUAAUCAGGAAGACCAUCAAGUCAAGAAACUUUCUGAAGGCAAGACAACACCUGGGAAGUCUGUAUCUGAUGAUGAAUCCAUCACUGGCAAGGAAAUGGCUUCAUCAAAAAUGCAGGCUAUUCAGCUUUUCAAAAACCUGAAAUCAGAUGAUUAUUUUUCCUGGCAGCAAUCUUUGGGGAUCACAGAAAUCCAUUAA